AUGAAAUGGACGGAAUUUAGGCAACAAAUGCAUUCACGUCGUUAUGUUUAUGGCGGUGUGUAUGAAAGUUUUAACGCUUUUUUUUUUUUUUUUCUUUAUGGAUCAACCGCUAAGACCUUCUUUCCCUUUUUUCCUUAUUGCGUGGGUCUGUGUCAGCAUGUGUGUGGCUUUCACUUCCUGUUUCAUAUAUAUAUAUAUAUAUAUAUAUAUAUAUAUAUUAAUGCUUUUAUUUGUAAAAUUUGUGUGUUCUUUUGGAUCGCAGGGGUCAAGGGGUCAAGGACGGUGCGAUGUCAGGUGUCAACAGUGACAGGGGGGGGCAGGCGGAAGAUGUUUGCAGCGCUUCUGGAAGCUCUUUCGUCACCCCACAUGCCACACACACAAAAAAAAAGUCAUUUGUAUCGACUGUGGGGCCUGGAGCCGCUGCCGUGCAUGAUGUCCGUGGAAAACAGAGCAACGUUCUCUUCUAGCAGCUUUAUUAUGGAUGGAUUGAUGAAUACACUGCAAGGGCCGCACGGAAAGAAACUAAAUAAAUCCCGCUGCCACCGCCAGCAGAGGAGGCGCGGUUGUACGAGGCGGGGUGGAAAUUGUGACGUCAGAUGGAAGCAGACAUGCCCCCAUGACACGCAAACUAACCGUUUCUGCACAAAGAGGUUUGGUACUGUAGAGAGCCAUGGAUCCUGGGUCAGUUGUGUUGGGUUGGAUACAUGCGUCAGUCGAACGAGCCGCAAUCAUUACUUGCUGGGAGUGGAGUGGAACGUUCAACCAUCACACCGGCUGCCAAUUUCUGGUUUGGCGGCACGUACGCACGACAGUGUGGUUUAUGGUUGA
Messenger RNA from Trypanosoma cruzi, 828 nucleotides. RefSeq lists its product as uncharacterized. The transcript has a single exon. The record is from RefSeq and is a predicted model, not a curated record. NCBI's taxonomy places the organism in Eukaryota, Euglenozoa, Kinetoplastea, Trypanosomatida, Trypanosomatidae. The coding region runs from base 1 to 828 and encodes 275 amino acids.